This is a messenger RNA of Colletotrichum navitas, 1623 nucleotides long. Its product is annotated as WD domain-containing protein. Gene Ontology annotation, cellular component: Set1C/COMPASS complex. Lineage: Eukaryota; Fungi; Ascomycota; Sordariomycetes; Glomerellales; Glomerellaceae. Gene Ontology annotation, molecular function: protein binding; chromatin binding. The record is from RefSeq and is a predicted model, not a curated record. The transcript has 3 exons. The coding region runs from base 286 to 1455 and encodes 389 amino acids.
GAUUUCAGUAUGUCGCAUGGACCUUUGGAGGCGCGAUACGCCUAAGCACACACAUUACCGACACGACUACUUCACGAUCCCGUUUUCUCCGACAGGACACAUCACACCGCUUUUAGUUCGGAACAGGCCAUAGGGCCCAGACAGCACGGUUACUGAUUUAGCCCUUAGACGGAGGUAAAGCGGUGCCCCAAGCUGGCUUCCGUCUUUGCGAUACGAACACUGAAAAAGGUUGUCCGACCAAUCGAGGCAGCAAAGCUGCCUACACCUCCCACAUAGCUGCCUGCCAUGGCUUCAACACCUAUGGACCUUGACUAUCAAGAGUCAACCCCAGCUAACGGAACAUCACUCAACAUUACGCGCUCCCUAGCAACCAACAACACCACACAACUCAGCGAGGUCAUUUCCUCGUUUCGCCCGACAAAGCUGUUUAGGAGAGACGAUAUCAAAGAUGGCCGCCCGCAGCCCCAUGUGCUAUCCCUCGACUUCGACGACCCCGGCGAGCUUCUCAUGACCUCCGAAAGCGACGAGACUAUUCAAAUUUACAACGUCAAGGACGGUCGGCAUGACAAGAGUUUACUCAGUAAGAAGUACGGUGUUAAAUUGGCGCGGUUCACACACACUAGCUCCAGCAUCAUCUAUGCGAGUACGAAACAGAACGACCAGAUCCGAUACCUGGCGACGCACGACAAUUCCUUCAUCCGAUACUUUGAAGGCCACGAACGAAGUGUCACGGACAUUGCUGUUCACCCAGGAGCCGACAACUUCAUUUCCUGCAGCCAAGACAAUACUGUGCGCCUUUGGAACAUUUCGACGAAGCAGUGGUGCGGCCAAUUGAACCUUAAUUCUCCAUACCUUGCCGCGUACGACCCCUCAGGUCAGAUCUUUGCAGUGGCUUCUCCAAGCAGUGGUGCCGUCUUGCUCUACGACUGCCGCAACUACGAUAAGGCGCCGUUCGCAACCUUCGAUCUUGUUGAAGUUGGACGACAUGUUGACCCCCAGUUCGUUGUCAGGGGUUGGACGAAGUUGGAAUUCUCAAACGACGGGAAGCACAUCCUCGUAGGUACACGCGGCAGCGGCCACUUCCUACUGGACGCUUUCGACGGAAGCCUAAAGGCAUACCUGCGCAAGCCUGAGGGCGGAUCUCGACGUUUGGCUGCGGGCGAGACGGCCACCGUCAACGUUAACAGGAUGCCAAGGGCAGAGCAGCCGACGGUGGAGAGUAGCGGAGAGUGCUGUUUCUCUGUGGACGGCCGGUACGUCCUGAGCGGUUCUAAGAAGGACGUGCUGGUUUGGGACACAUUGACGGCGCCGCAGAACGACACAAAGACUCUCAACCCAUCCUGGACCUUGGAAGAUAAGCGGGAGGCGGCGGUGAUGGCCUUCAACCCGCGCUAUAACUUCUUUGCGACUGCCGAUCAAGAAGUCCUCUUCUGGGUGCCUGAUCCCCAUGCAUGAAACUGACCAGGGUGAUGGAGAAAGCCUAGGAGCUGGAAAUGGGAGGUGCGAUCUAAUCAAGAAAUGUCAUUCAUUUUCGGAGUCUAGGAUAAAAGAUACCCAAUCCGUGUCAAAAAGUAAAAAUAUGCGUUGAACGAUAAACCAUUAUGAGCUUCGCCGUAAAUGCGU